CUUAUGAUUUGAUAUAUCCAAUCAAUGCAAAAGCAUGGUCCGGCAGCAACUACACCUACAUGCUUCUUGGUACAUCCUGCAUGUAACAUGCAUGUUUGAUCAUAUUUAAUUACUGAUGUUGCUGCAAAGUUGGCUCAAGACCUCCUAGAUCAUCCUGAAAGUGCUACAAACGGGUCAGAGCAAACAUGCCGGCCCUUCCAAACUCGCGCUGCUUGGAAGAGACGCCGUUAAAGGAGGAGCUAAACAUCGAGUCGGGCGAAGAGAAGUCUGAGGAGACCCCGCAACAGCCUUACCGCUUGGCCCCAUACAAGGCUUUGUCGAUUGCGGCGGUUUGCAGCCUCUUUGUCAUUGCUGCCUGCUUUAUGAGGGUGCGAAAGGCUGAGGAAACUGGCAUGGAUGCCAUUGCCAAGUGGGAUUCCAGCGAGGCAUCUGGCCAAUGCGGCAAUAUGGAGAAGAACUUGGAUUACGUUGAAUACUCUGGUUGGGGAACCAAUCUCGACCACAUUCCAGACCCGGACAUGUGCUGCGCUUUUUGCCAGGCAAACCCCAAGUGCAAAUCCUUUGUCUGGGUGGAGGAUGCUGGACUUCCAGGGAAUCCUAGUCAGUGCUGGCUGAAAGGUGGUGAGCCCGUGGACAAAAAGCCCAAAGAUGGUGUCGUUGCUGGAAUCCCACCUCCACGCCAGCCAUUUCAGAUGGUGCCACAAGAGGCUUCUCCCGAUCAGUUCCCCGUGGAUCGCGCUGGCAUGUUCUGCUUCUCGCUGAUGUUACCCUUUGGCUACGAGGUGGAGUUAUUGGCCUGGCAGUACAAUCAGCAGGUGAGUAUUUUCGCAUGCGACAAAUUCGCAGUCUAUACCAACAAGUCCAUGGAGGUUGGGGCUGGCACAGGGCUUUAUACUCAUGUGGUGGACAGCAAUCUUCACUGCCAAGUUGGUGGCGACUCACAGUCUGCACUGAACAGCUGGAUUUUCAUUGCCGUCUGGAAGAAGGUCUUGGAAGAUGGAUACUGGAGAGAGUAUCCUUGGACUGUGAAAGUGGACCCCGAUGCCGUCUUCUUGCCACUUCGAGCUCGGCCAAUUCUCAUGCAGUACUAUGGUGAACCGUACAUCAACAAUUGUCGAUACGGAAUGCAUGGCCCUGUGGAGUUCUUCGGCCAGAAAGCGAUGGAAGCUUUGAAUGGGCAAUAUCAAGCCAGCUACGAUGGGAAGGCGCCAAAAGCCUGUGUGGAGAAGCUGCACUUCGGCCUUUGGGGAGAGGAUAUGUUUAUGGACCAGUGCUUGCGCAAAGUCCUGCAGGUCACUGAUGGCCAACCACCAGCCCUAGCACCUGAGCUGAUGUGUGAAGCGCAUUGUGAUUGCCCAGAGUGGAUUUGGUGCAGUGGCAGCGCGGUGUCCUUCCAUCCUUUCAAGUCUAUAGCAAGUUACAAGAACUGCUUGGCCAACGCGUUCUCAGGCGCUACCCCUCAGUGAGCCACUGCACACAGAAAAAGCACCACCUUUGCUGUGCGGGACCAGAGAUGUUCGCCCGCACAAUCCAAGGGAGUCCCGGAACGGGCUAUGGUGCAAUCCAAAUCCAUAGGUCCAACCAAGAUCGAAGGUGCCUCUUGAC
Molecule: messenger RNA, 1605 nt
Organism: Durusdinium trenchii
Lineage: Eukaryota; Dinophyceae; Suessiales; Symbiodiniaceae
Source: the annotation of a GenBank genome assembly